AUGGCCACCACUCAGCUGCCUUCGCACCCCAUGUUCGACGUUAUGGUCGAUGUCCGCAGCAAGAUCGACCGCGUCAGAGCUCUCGAGGCCGACAAGCAGCGUACCACCGCCUCCUUCGACGCCGCCCAGCAGAACCUCAAGGACGUUAAGAGCCGUGGCGAGGCUCCCACCGACGACGACAUUGAGCGCGUGCACAAAGCCAUGAUGGAUCGCACGCAAACCCGGCUCGAGAUCAUGUCCAUCAUGCAGGACAUUGGCAACCAAUCCGACACCAUCUUUCAGCUGCGCGACGACUACGAGAGGUACUGCAAUGACGUUCGAAAGUCGAUGAAGCCGGGGGACAAGCCGCCUCCCAUGGCCUCGCAAGUCAUGAAGGAGAUUGCCGAGGUCAUGGAUCUGCUAAAGACGGAUGAAUAA
Messenger RNA from Diplodia corticola, 417 nucleotides. RefSeq lists its product as uncharacterized. The coding region runs from base 1 to 417 and encodes 138 amino acids. Lineage: Eukaryota; Fungi; Ascomycota; Dothideomycetes; Botryosphaeriales; Botryosphaeriaceae. The record is from RefSeq and is a predicted model, not a curated record. The transcript has 2 exons.